AUGGAGAGGGCGGUUUGCCAGAUUGACGAUUGGGAGCAGUUCAAAAUUGAGCUCAAACGGCAAUUCUACCCUCAAAACGUUGUCCACGAAGCCCGUCGGAGGUUGAGAGAGUUGAAGCAGACCUCGUCCAUUCGAGACUAUGUUAAGGAAUUUACGAAGUUAACACUUCAAAUUCCAAGCCUGACGAAUGAGGCAAUUGUAGUGGCGGAAUCGCUCAACAAUUUCCGUGGUGAUGCGGCAAAGGGGAUGGAUAACAGGAGCAAAACUAUUCCUCCCAAGGUCGACAACAGCAACAGGAGCAGGAGCAGACCAAAUCCCAACCGAGGCAGCGACACGAGGGGCAACUCUCGUGACCAACCUUCCAAUUUUCGGAAAAAUUAUGAGGACCGCAAGAGGGGUGCUCCUCAUCGGGAAGGUUGUUACAUCUGUGGGGAGACAACCCGUGCUGCUCGGUACUGUCCGUCAUUGAGAAAGCUGAGCGCUAUGGUGGUUGCCGAAAAGCAGCAAGAAAAGGCUGCAACGCAAGCCGAAAGUUCUGCCGGUGAGCAACGUGGGCAAAGUAGCGGGUCAGACAAAGGCAAGAACGUUGCCGUUGGCAUGUUCAAUCACAUGGCGCUGAUCAACCACAUUUCCAUUACUGCUUUGGCUGCCAAACCAGCUAGCGUCAGGCCGCGAGAAUCUCUGUUCGUCAAUGCCAAGCUAAACAACAAAGACGUGCGGAUCAUGGUGGAUACUAGGGCAACUCACAAUUUUGUGACUGAGCAGAAGGUCAAGGAGCUUGGCCUAAGUUAUGUUGCCAGCAACACAAAGUUGAAGACAGUCAACGCCACUCCUACUACCGUCCAUGGCUUUGCGCCUAAAGUUCCAAUUGAGUUAGGAGAUUGGAUGGGGCAGACUGACUUCACAAUCGCCCCUAUGGAUGUGUUUGAUGUUAUUUUGGGGCUUGACUUUUGGUAUGAAGUCAAUGCGUUCAUCUCGCCGCGUCACAACCAGCUGCACAUCAGUGACACCGGUGGUUCUUGCGUGGUACCCCUUAUUCGGGUACCACAAAAUGGGAUGCAUUUGUCGGCAAUGCAGAUUAUCAAGGGCUUCAAGAGAGGCGAGCCAACCUUUCUUGCUACCCUGAUUGAAGACGCCGAAAGCUGCACAGAGGCCGUUCCAUUGCCGCCUUGCAUCGAACAAGACUUUAGUAACAAUAGGGACGUUAUGCCAACAGAACUUCCCCAACGGCUGCCACCCCGAAGGGAAGUUGAUCACCAAAUUGAGCUGGUUCCAGGGGCAAAGCCGCCUGCCAUGACGCCUUAUCAUAUGGCGCCCCCGGAACUGGAGGAGUUAAGGAAGCAGCUCAAGGAGUUGCACUUCUCGAUCAGCUUUCACCCUCAGACAGACGGGCAAACUGAGAGGAUCAACACACUGUUAGAGUGCUACUUACGACACUAUGUUAGUGCCAAUCAGAAGGAUUGGGCAAGGCUGCUGGAUACUGCCCAAUUCUCGUACAAUUGCAGCAAAGUGAGGCGACGGGAAGGAAUCCGUUUGAGUUAG
Messenger RNA from Solanum lycopersicum (tomato), 1542 nucleotides. NCBI's taxonomy places the organism in Eukaryota, Viridiplantae, Streptophyta, Magnoliopsida, Solanales, Solanaceae. The record is from RefSeq and is a predicted model, not a curated record.